Messenger RNA from Trichomycterus rosablanca, 1407 nucleotides. RefSeq names its product GID complex subunit 8 homolog b (S. cerevisiae) (gene gid8b). Gene Ontology annotation, biological process: positive regulation of canonical Wnt signaling pathway; proteasome-mediated ubiquitin-dependent protein catabolic process. Gene Ontology annotation, molecular function: protein binding. Gene Ontology annotation, cellular component: nucleus; cytoplasm. The coding region runs from base 67 to 756 and encodes 229 amino acids. The transcript has 5 exons. NCBI's taxonomy places the organism in Eukaryota, Metazoa, Chordata, Actinopteri, Siluriformes, Trichomycteridae. The record is from RefSeq and is a predicted model, not a curated record.
UCAUUUGCGGCCCUGCUCGCCUGCACUAGCAGCUGGUGUUUAGCUGUAAUUCUAUUCAGAUCCUCCAUGAUGAGUUAUGCUGAAAAGCCAGAGGACAUAACUCGAGAGGAAUGGAUGGAGAAGCUCAACAACGUCCACAUUCAGCGAGCAGACAUGAACCGGCUCAUCAUGAACUAUCUGGUGACAGAGGGGUUUAAAGAGGCAGCAGAGAAAUUUAAGCAGGAAUCAGGCAUUGAGCCAAACGUGGACCUGGAUUCACUGGACGAGAGGAUAAAGAUCAGAGAGAUGAUUCUGAAAGGCCAGAUUCAGGAGGCUAUUGCACUUAUUAACAGUCUCCAUCCUGAACUGCUGGAUACUAAUCGCUACCUCUACUUCCAUCUACAGCAGCAGCACCUGAUCGAGUUGAUUCGUCUGCGGGAGACGGAAGCGGCACUGGAUUUCGCGCAGACGCAGCUGGCCGAACAGGGUGAGGAAAGCAGAGAGUGUUUGACCGAGAUGGAGCGCACACUGGCAUUACUGGCCUUCGAUAAUCCAGAGGAGUCUCCUUUUGGAGAUCUGCUGAACAUGAUGCAGAGACAGAAGGUAUGGAGUGAAGUAAACCAAGCUGUGUUGGACUACGAGAACCGCGAGUCGACGCCCAAAUUGGCAAAGCUCCUGAAACUUCUGCUCUGGGCUCAGAACGAACUGGACCAAAAGAAGGUCAAGUAUCCUAAAAUGACCGAUCUCAGCAAGGGCACCAUCGAGGAUCCCAAGUAAAGAGGAACACGAGACGAGAGCUGCUCAGUGAAGACGUUCUGUGGGGAAUGAGGACGAUAUCUUUUCUUAAUUACUAUUUAUACUCUGACUGACUAAUAUUCUGUCCUGUACAUUGUUUUGCUUAUUGAAGAGGAGAAGUGCAAAGAGAAAUGAUCAGAUUUUGCAGCUUGUGGUCAGAAUGAAAACUCUUUUUAACACAGACGAUUUUAUCAUUUUAUUAUCACUUUAUUUCACUUGGUGAAUUGAAUUGAGUCUGGUUUGUUUUGCAGAGAAUUACUGUUCUGUCUCUGCAGUCUCUGUCUCUGCAUGUCGGCAAAUGUUUUGCGACUGUAUAUUGGUGACAGGUUUGGAUAUGUUGCGCCAUUUAUACCAAGGGCGAAGUGGUCUUUUCAGGUUUUCCUAAUGGACGAACCGUGUCUGAGGGUGAACGAUUGUUUUCCUGAUUAUUUGCAGUGCAAAGGAACUGAUUUUUUUAUGUACCCGAGAGUGUUAUGGAGGAUCAUCUUUAUGCUUUGUGAAUAUUUGUUGCAUGGUAAUGUUUUGUUUUGUACUGUUGCCACUUUCCUUGCAAAACUGAUGUAAUUUAUAUAAAUGAUUUAGUAAGAUUUCAAAGCCAGAUGUUUAACAGAGGUAUUAAAUACUUUUUUCGAA